CAGCGUACACCUACAUCUAUACGAGCUUUGCGAGGCCUGAUAAAGCAGGCAAGUCAACGUCACCGCCGACUUUCAGUUGAUAUUAAAAAAAUUCUCCGCGCUGGGGAGAAUAUUGCUCUGGACAGAGAGGUUCUCUUAAUAGAGAAUAAGAAUCUUCAGACUGCUCUAAAUAAUGAGAGAAGGCGACGCAAACGGGGUAAGCGUAUGGGGUUGCUUAAUCCAUCAAAUCCCUCACUUGCUCAAUUCUUUUCUCCCACAAAG
This is a messenger RNA of Histoplasma mississippiense, 261 nucleotides long. RefSeq lists its product with no specific name. The record is from RefSeq and is a predicted model, not a curated record. The annotation marks the transcript as partial. The transcript has a single exon. NCBI's taxonomy places the organism in Eukaryota, Fungi, Ascomycota, Eurotiomycetes, Onygenales, Ajellomycetaceae.